GUAGCUAGUAGCACGUGCGAGGGCGAUAGACAAGCGGGAGCGAAUCCAUCCAGACACAUGACUGAAUCCCCCGACCCUUCCACCCCUCCUUCUCCAACAGCGCAUGAGCCAUGUGCGCGAUGAACACGUUGGCAUCGUGUCCCCACACACCGUCACACGUCACCACCAGAGGGCAGAAGGUCACGCGGGAGUCGCAGACGGCCGAGUGGUAUUUCUUCUUCUUGGCGGUCUCGUGCUGCUUCAGGAUGGAGUUGGUCGAUCGGUUUUUGGAAGCAUAAGACGGUGCGUCAACAUCAGUGAUGCAGAUGUCGAACAACGCAGCCGCCUGCCGAUCCCACACGCCCCGAGCGACGAUGUUCGCCCUGACCCCGCCCUUCCCCUCCUCUCCCUCCUUCAACACCACCUCCCGACGCACACCAGCGUCCCCCCAUGCCAUCCCAAUCAGCUCGGCAAAAGUGUCCCGCAGCUCGUUGUGGCGACGAAUCACCAGGCCGUACCGCUUGCAGCACAGCGCAUGGUCGACGGUGAGGGGCUGGUUGCAGUGGUCGCAGCGUGCAGCGAGGCCAGGGGGGUGACGGCCGUAUCGCAUGUUGAGGGCAUUUCGAAACUCCGCAGCAUCAAGACCAGUGUUGUUGUCUGUCGAUGGGAGGGUGGUCAUACAGCCGGACGUCUUGUAUUCGGCGCUGCGGGAGAGGACGUGAUGGCGCCGGCGGUCGAUGUGUGGCAGGGCGGCCUCCCUCUUAAUUUUGUGGACGACGUCCUGCUGCUGCUUGCUCUUGGUGAGGGCGUGGCGGAUGGUGGCACGAUGAUCGCCAGGGUGGAUAGGAGCCUUGCCUUGGACGGACUUGGAGACCACCUUGGUGCUCGCGCGGGAAGCGGGAUAGGCGGCUGCAGUACGGUCGAGAGGGUCACGUAUGCCGGUACCGCCAAAGCGGGCAGGCAGCAGCAUCAGGUCGACCUCGGACGGCGUUACAGGGCCGCCGAGGAGGGCCGGCAGCAGCUCCUUGGCGAUGGCCUCGCGGAGGGGGCUGAGAGCGCACUCGUCGGUGAGCACGACACGAAAGACGUAGUCCCACUCCAUCUGCAGAGACCUCGUCAUUGCCGCGUGGGCCGUGUGCGGGAAGUUGCAGGCAGCAGACGCGUGCGCGCGCACGCCGUGUACCCACCCCUCGACCUUCUCGCCGAGGAACACCGCCCUCCUCCCCUCAUCGCCCAGGUAGCCGCCCAGAAACCUCUUGCCCGUGACGAUCUGCACCCCCUCGGGCUCGAAGAGCUCCCUUGCGAUCUGCUCGAGCUCGGGUUUGACGACGAGGAAGGACUUGGCGGCCUCCGGGUGAUAGCCGUAUGAGGGACCAAUGCGACGCAGCGCUCGAAACCACACGAGUAUGCCGUGAAGUUUGCCGAGCGCCGAUGAGCCAUCUGCAUACCAGCACUGCCGCAGCGAAGCGCCAGAUGAAGAGGCCGACGAGGCCGACAAACUCUCUCUGUCCUCCUCACCAACUCCAACACCUUCUACAUCAGAACACACACAUUCACCCGCACCAUCCCCCUCUGCUUCUGGUGGUGUGUCACUGGCUUUUUCUGGCUUCUGAUGGCGCAUUUUUGUUCUCGUCCGUGUCUGACCCAAACCCAUCGCUGCCUGACUCAUCCGAUGCCCCACUCGACGGCAUCUCAUAUCCCUCCUCAGCGCAGGCAGCCCGCAGGGCAUGGAUGAGGGGAAGGCUGCCGCAGGCGUAGACGAACAUCGCCAUCGAAUCGCCCUAUGUGACGCCUUCACAGCUCCACAGACAGCCGGCUGAGCCUUGCAGAUGGAGUGCAGCAAACCCUCGGUAGGUGUUGAACACAUUUAGUGAGAGCAGCGGGGCCACAGCACGCGGGUGUUCCAGAUGGCAGCAGGCCGACUGAUGCGAUUGAAGACGUUGCUCGCGUCCACCAGCAGGAGCCCCUCGGUCUCGUCCUCUUGGAAGAGGUCAUUCACGGCGUGCACAGCCCCCUCGAGGCCCCCCUUCACACCGAUGCACAGCUGAUCA
Vitrella brassicaformis is the source of this 2030-nucleotide messenger RNA. NCBI's taxonomy places the organism in Eukaryota, Vitrellaceae. The record is from the annotation of a GenBank genome assembly.